AGUACCGAUGUUUUCCACGAUUCGCUCAUCACGAUUGAGUAAAAAGACGUAAAAAUAGAACGGCCGUUAUUGAGUCACCUGUGUUAUUCAUCCAGUAACUUCUACUAACAGUACUCCAGUAGAAUCCACUGUGCACCUCUCUCACAAUGAGUGCUGGAAGAGGACAAGACUUUCAGGAUGACCCAAUGAGGAGUAUAGAGAGUUCAAACAGCUUCAGUCUUGAUAACGUGGAGCCAGGCUUACUGGCACACCGGACUAACCUACCAAGCACCAGCAUACGAGGAGCCACCAACGACCCUUCAGAAAUGGACAGAGCACUGGAAGCGAUGCUACUUAAAAACGACACCAUAGAGCCAUCGCUGGAGAUAACUGAACAGCCCAAGCAGAGAGAUUUGCGGUUCCGCUAUGAGUGUGAGGGACGUUCAGCAGGCAGCUUACUGGCAGACAGGUCCAAUGAUAGGAAGAUCUAUCCCACCGUCAAGGUACAUGGGUACAAGGGGAGAGUCAAGCUUGUGGUAUCACUAGUGACAAGAAACACUCCACACCAGCUUCAUCCAAAUGGUCUCGUUGGCAAACUCUGCGAGAACGGUUUGUGCUCCAAGAUUGUGGAACCGAAUGACAAGAUGGCAUUCAGUUUUCCAAAUCUUGGAAUACAGUGUGCUAAAAAGAAAGACAUUCCCUCUGCCCUGGAGUCCAGGCAGAUACUCGGCGUGGAUCCCUUCGAUCAGUUCAAAGCAAUGCCAAGAGGUGGCAGCAGUCGGAGCACGACCGCCCGGGGGCAAGACUACGAGAUGAACGUUGUGUGUCUGUGCUUCCAAGCAUUCCUGCCUGAUGCCCAACACCCAGGACAGUUUACAGUACCACUUUCACCGCAGGUCUCCCAACCAAUAUUUGAUAAAAAGGGAGCAUCGUUGAAUAUAUCCCGAGUUGAUCGGAACAACGGAUCUGUCAAAGGCGGUGAUGAGAUUUUCAUUCUGUGUGACAAAGUUCAAAAAGAUGACAUUCAGGUUGUCUUCUUUCACAAUGAUUGGGAGAGCAAGGCUAUAUUUGGACCCAGUGACAUUCAUAGACAGGUUGCCAUCGUCUGCCGAACACCUAAGUACAGAGACCAACAGAUCCAACGCCCUGUCACAGUGCAAUUUAAGCUGAAAAGAGUUAGCGAUGGAGAAAUGAGUGAGCCAAUGGAGUUCAUCUACAAACCAAUCGAUGAAGAUGCUGACGGGGUGGAAGCUAAAAGAAGGAAAAAGUCGCCACAUUUUACAAGAUUCUUUGGAGAGCCUACACAAAUAAAGCGAGAACCUGGUGAUCAAGUUCCACUGCUUGGUGGGUGCUCCUUUACCACAACACAGCAGCAGACCAUGCCUACAAGUAUGUCUCCGGCUGUGCGUGGCAUGGGUGAGCCGAAUGUAAAACAGAAAUUACGCACUAAGAUAAACAACAAACAACCUACAGAUUCUCAUGAUAUCAGACAACCACCACGGGAAUUUGCACACGCAGGCAGAAGGGUCCAAGGGAAUGAAGCAGGUACAUCGUCAUCGACAGUCUACAGUCACAGCUCCAAUAUGACCUUUGGCACAGUGACACAGCGUGAACCGGCAGCUACAGUCACAACUGGAGCACCUUUGACCUUCAGACUACCCACCAUAACAGACACUAGCAUGGCGUUGCCGUUUCCAAAUACUCCUACGGCGAUGCUGAUCAACGAGGCAAGCCAGAUGCAAUUUCCCGCUGGUCCGAUGGACGAUAACGCGUCAAACAUGCCAGUCAAUUAUACACACUUUACCGAUCCUGAAGAGCCCAUUGCGGAACAACUUCUGCAUCUUCUCAGUGAUGAGAAUCUUGCCAAUUUGGAGUCUUCAGGUGUUAGUGCGAUGGAGCUUCUGACUAGCAUGCAGGACUUUGACCCCGCCAGUUUAGAAAUCCCAGAGGAUGAUCUGAACCAAGUGAAUCCGUUUCCAGAUAUCAGGGAACCAGCGACAGACGAGCGCACGCUUGAGAAUAUUAACGACUCGUUGUCGAUACCUUAUAGUAACAGUGUGGAGUUGGAUUAUGACCCCUCCACGUGAAAGUAAGCAUCUUUAGCUUGGGGUGGGGUAGCAUGAACAUCUAAUGUCUAAGGAUAAUUCAAACCAGUAUCGCCUCUAUUCUUUAUAAACUUUCAGAUUAAAAAAUUUGUUUUUCUGAUUGUACGAAAGAAAGAUUUUUGUAGUUUUAAUUACCAUGUAUUUAACAGCACUAUGUCAGCACCAAGGUCGGUUAAAAAAUUUGUUUGAAAAAUUUGCAAAAAUGCUACAUAACAUAAUGCAUGAUACAAUGCCACUCUUUGGAUGGUGACCACAUUUUUCAAAUUUGUCACAAAAUUCAGGGAAGGACCCUUGGCUUCUGUGAUCAAUCUGUAAAGGAAAAUAUGCUGCUCAGAAUUUAUUAUCAAAAGAAAUGUCAGUUUGGUGGACAUCUUUUUUUUCUGAUGAGAAGUAAUUGUUUGUGCAUGGCAAUUGAUUAGGUUCAAAAAAAUAAAAAUUGUACAGUAGAUCUCAUUUCAGUUUUACUGAGAUGGUACAAAGUAUGUUGCAUUUUACAAAAGUUAUGGUUUGAAUGUGAUAUUUAUGAGACUUGUUCCCUAUAAAGUUAUUGACAGUGUCUCUUAGACAUGUUUUCUUGGAGUAUUGCAAAUGUUUUUUAACAACGUUUGGUUGUUUCACAUGGAGAUGUAUCAUCAAUUACCAAAUAAAUUGAACCAAACUAAAAUAGUGGGAAGGGGGUAGCAACUGGUAACAAAUAUGUUUGGGUCAUGCUACUGUCAUUGGCUUUUGAGUGUUUAACCCUCAGUUGAACAUUUUUAGUCUUAGCAGAGGUACUUAGCAGAGACAAAAUAACCUUGGUACUUUUUUUGUAAGGGAUGGCAAUUUAAUUGAGGUGCUUACAUGUACAGUGUGUGAACAAAAAAAAUUCAUAGAGCUGUUUAUAUGUAAGCUCUGAAAGUAGCUUAGCACAACCAAGUUAUGCUAAACAGAAUACGAGUACCAGCCAAACUACCAUGUCACAUGUACAAUCUGUGGCUUGUAUCCUGCUCAUAUCUGCUAAGCAGAAAUUUGUUAAGCAAUAAUUUGUGCUUAUAAAGCAGCUCUAUGAAAUUGGGUUCUGUAGGCUAGGCAUGUUUCUGUUGUUUUGUUAUGUGAAGAGCCUGUCAAUGAUAAUAGUUUAACAAGAAACAAUGAGAUUGUUAAUUAUGUAAAUUGUGUAUUGUGCAUAACUGUAAAUACAGUACCCUAUUUUAUAUUGAAACAUUGCCUUGUUGAAAAAAAAUACUAAAAUGUUAAACUAUUAAGUUCGAGUCACACUGCAGCGAUAACGAUCACGUCGCAAAGAGAACGCAUUCAAUUGGUUGAAUGAGCGUGUAUGCAUUCUGUGUGGAGCAAUUCAAUCAAUAGAGUGCAUUCUCUUUGCGUCGUGAUCGUUAUCGUAUCGUUAUCGCUGAAGUGUGACUCGGCCUUUACUUGUUGAUUGAUUUUAAAAGUCAAUGAUUGUUAUUAUUUUAUUGAUUAUAAAAGUAAGUAUGUAAGAUAGUUUUCAACAGACGAAAUGCUAGAAAAUGACAAGUACAGUUAUCACAGACAAAUAUUGGGCCACUCAAAGUGUGCAUGUUCUGUGGAAAUUCUGUAUGAAUGACUGUACUUUAAAAGUCAAUACCAAUUUCAUAACCCUUUUAUUUAGCGGAAAAAUACAGGCUUUGAAAAUCCUGCUGCUAAGCAGGAAACAGGGCACCAGGAAUAUACAAUACAAUACAUUGUAUUUUGGCUGGUAACCUGUUUUUGCUAAGCAAAGUUAUUCAGUGCUAAGGAUUUUUUUGUGAGCUUCAAACAUCUUCGUGAAAAAUUGGCCUGUAACACUGGAAAGGAGGCUCAGUUUCCUAAAACUGCUCAACAAAAAGUGAAAUCACAGACAAUAGCCAUAAAAUGGUCAAUGUGUUUCAGCUGGUAACAUUAAAAAAAAAAUCUUACUACAAAAUUGUUCUAACUGACACAGAGGUUUUAUUCCUUUAGCAGCUCUAUUAAAUACGCUAUUUGUGAGUUACAUUUGAAUACUGUAUGUUACAAUGAUUUGCUUCAGCCCUGUUCGCAUUUGACUUAAUUUGGGUAAACUAACCAAGCCAAUGGGUAACUUACCCGUUUUAAGUCUACUGCGAACAGCCCAGGAAGUU
This is a messenger RNA of Asterias rubens (European starfish), 4201 nucleotides long. Its product is annotated as proto-oncogene c-Rel-like. Gene Ontology annotation, biological process: cellular response to stress; regulation of DNA-templated transcription; innate immune response. NCBI's taxonomy places the organism in Eukaryota, Metazoa, Echinodermata, Asteroidea, Forcipulatida, Asteriidae. The record is from RefSeq and is a predicted model, not a curated record. The transcript is spliced from 11 exons. Gene Ontology annotation, molecular function: DNA binding; DNA-binding transcription factor activity. Bases 147 to 2066 code for a protein of 639 amino acids. Gene Ontology annotation, cellular component: cytoplasm.